Messenger RNA from Apis mellifera (honey bee), 2734 nucleotides. RefSeq names its product protein odd-skipped (gene odd). Gene Ontology annotation, molecular function: RNA polymerase II transcription regulatory region sequence-specific DNA binding; DNA-binding transcription factor activity, RNA polymerase II-specific. The record is from RefSeq and is a predicted model, not a curated record. Lineage: Eukaryota; Metazoa; Arthropoda; Insecta; Hymenoptera; Apidae. Gene Ontology annotation, biological process: embryo development; embryonic hindgut morphogenesis; regulation of transcription by RNA polymerase II. Gene Ontology annotation, cellular component: nucleus. The coding region runs from base 674 to 1552 and encodes 292 amino acids. The transcript has 2 exons.
GCAGCGCUCGAAAGGGAGCACCAGUGGCGGUGGUAUAUCCGCUCUUCUUUCCUCCCCACGAGUCGGCAAGCGUCGCGACGCCCUGAGGGACUCCGACUCCGACCCCGGAAGCUCCGCCCCUGUGGAAGUCGGGCCGCCAACCGGCAUAUCCAGCGUACGGUAGGAGGAGCCACCGUGUCCCCUUGGCGCCAGGUAACUCACGAUCCUGGAACAACCGAGGCUAGUCCGUUGCCAUUUAGUACCGCGCCGACUCUCGAGCGAGCGUUGUCUUCUUCGUUUUUUUCCUCCUUUCCCUCCUUCCUCGCCUCGCCUCGCCUCGCCGUCACAUCCCGGAAGAAGAGAGCGAAACAACGAAGGGGGCCUCUCGAUCUUCUUCUCUCUGCCUUUUUUUUUCUCCCUUCCCUUCUUCUUCUCUCUCUGUCUCUCCCUCCUCCUCCUCGUCGCCGCUCGUGCCGCGAAGCACAACACACAACAAACAACAACUCCGUCCGCUCGGAUAGACGUGCACGGGAGCCGUGUGAGCGAGCAGUUUUUCCCGGAUCGGGGACGAAGUUAGUUCGAAAGUUAGUUAGUGCGAGAAAUUCGGAUUCUCUCUCUCUUCUCGUUUUUCGAUCGAGCGUGAAAGUAUAUAGUAGAGAGAGAGAGAGAGAGAAUAUUUUUGACAAGCAAGAGGAUGGAGACGAAGAUGGAACCGUUGACACCGCCGCACACACCGCCCAUGAUGGAAAGGACGAUGCAUCAACAGUUGCACACGUCCAGGUGGUUAAGAUCGAGCCAACACUUCGCUCACAGGUUUGGAGGCCAGCCACCAAAUUCGAACGGGGGACAGAACAGCGUUGGUUAUCAGACAGCGUUCCUCAACAAUUGGCUGAGGGAUGCCGCGUUGCUGGCAGUCAGGGGUUGUUGCCCCCAAACGCCCUCCGCUCACCAUUAUCAUCAUCACCAUCAUCAUCACGGCCAUCAUCAUCAUCAUCAGAGUGCUGUCCAUCCAGCGCUCCCGGUCCCACCUCCCGCCUCCUUCCUCACAAGAAGGCUGCCCGGCCAGAGACCGAAGAAACAGUUCAUAUGCAAAUUCUGCAACAGACAGUUCACCAAGAGCUAUAAUCUGCUGAUACACGAGAGGACCCACACGGAUGAGAGACCUUAUUCCUGUGACAUUUGCGGGAAAGCGUUUAGAAGGCAGGAUCAUCUGAGGGAUCAUCGUUACAUUCACAGCAAGGAGAAGCCUUUCAAAUGCAGCGAAUGCGGGAAAGGAUUUUGUCAAAGCAGGACUCUCGCCGUGCACAAGAUACUUCACAUGGAGGAAUCUCCCCACAAGUGUCCCGUCUGUUCAAGAAGCUUCAACCAAAGGAGCAAUCUGAAGACUCAUCUUCUCACCCACACGGACGUCCCCCAAGAUUUAAGAAUCGAGGGAUCGGUGGGAUCGGACGCGAAGAUCGCCACCACGGCGGCCAGACAGAUGGCGGAUAGGGUGAGUGGACUGAUCCCGAUUCAAAGGACCAGUACCACCCCCAAGCUAGGGUUUAGCAUAGAGGAAAUCAUGAGACGUUAGAAAGAUCGUCCACCAACCCCCAAGCUAAUUUAACUCGAUAGUGUUUAUGGACAACGCUUCGCGCUUUCCCGCGAAAACCGGCGUGCUUCCUUGAGGAUCGUUUAGGCAAACGAUUUUGCGAUUUUGCGUCCCGUCGAAGGCUGGUUUUUCUAUUCGUAUCGUUAAAUUAUCUAUAUGUAUCCAAUAUUGAGUUAUAUAUUAACGAAUCUCUCUAAAAAUAUGUACUUUUUAGAGAGUACAUAUUUAAUAUGUCUGAUAUAUUGAUGACUGAGAGAGAGAGAGAGUUUAGUUAUUUAUGAGAAAAUAAAUAAAAAAAAGAAAAAAAAAUUAUGUACGUUCUUCCACUACGAGUAUUUUCCACUGUUGUUCGAUUUACUUUGAUCAAAUCACGACAUUAGAAUCGUGAUUCUGAAAUUCUUUGAACGAAUAAUUAUUACGAAGCACGCUGGUUUCGAGUAUAUAAUAGUAUAAUUCGCGUUGUAAAUAUAAUUUCCUUGCCUAAAUUAUUCAAUUUAAUAUGCUGUUCAUGUCGCGAAGAGGGAGGGACAACUUAGCUUGCCAACUUCGUUUUCCCUUUUCCCUUUCUCCUUCGACUUGUAAAUAAUCUUGUACUUAAAUAUUGUAAUUGUACGAUAGUAGCUAAAUUACUCGAAUAUUACGAAUGUAAUACGUUGUAAGGUAUUCAUCGCGGAAAGUAGAUAAAUUAUCAUACGUCACAGUCAUACGAGUCUUUUACUUCUAAUUUAUUCUUGUUUCGAGCCAAAAAUCUUUUGAGAAAUCUUUGUUCAUAACAUUUUCCGUUUCCAUUCGUCGCUUGAAUUCGUUCACAACACAAUUUGUACAAUGUACAAAUUCAAUCUUUCAGUAGAUUGAAACGAUCAAUUGUAAACUGCAUUUAUUGAAUAUUCAAAUAAUUUUUGUACUUAAAAAUUUCAUGGAUGUUAAAAUUUCCUUUUCAAUCGAAUGUAAUAACAUGCAUUUGAAGAAGAAUUUUAAUUAUAAUAUUGAAUAUUUCAAAAUUUGUAAAAUUGCUUUCUCUCACUUUCUUUCUCUUUCUUUUCAUUAAAUGAUGAUCAAUGAAUUGAUGAACAAUCAUUUUCGAGAAUUCACGUUGCAGUAUUAUCAGUAUAUAGAAUUUUACAAUUUUUAUUUUAUUAGCUUAUUGAAUAUUCAUAUUGCAGA